GGAUUGAGAAACUUUGAAAUGAAAAAGAGUCGCUUGCUUUAGAGUUAAAGAGGCAUGAACAGACACGACAAGGAUUUCAGAUGCAAAUGCAGCUUUUGAGGGAGCGUUUACUGAAUAUGGAACAGCGGCAGCAAAAAAUGAUGUCUUCCGUGGCUCAAGUCUUGCAGAAACCAGGGCUUGCCAUAAAUCUAACACCACAAUUGGAGACUAAUGACAGAAAGAGAAGGUUGCCUAGAAUUGCUUACUUAUAUGAUGAAGCCGGGAUUGAAGAUAGUCAGACAGGCAAUUACCUAAUCGCUAGAGAAAAUACAAAUUUCGCAUUGUCGUCCAACAUCGAGCCAUUUGAACAAUUAGAGUCAUCUAUGGUGUUUUGGGAGAAUGUGCUUAAUAUUGAUGCACAACCUAAAUCCCCCGGGAUUGACAUGAACUCUGAGCCUGCCCCGGUUGUUACAUCUGAGCCUAUUACAGAAAAGGAACAACCUGCAAGAACUACUGAACCUCCAAGAGCUGGCGUUAAUGAUAUGUUCUGGGAACAAUUUUUGACUGAAAAUCCUGGUUCAACUGAAACUCAGGAAGUCCAGUUAGAAAGAAAAGAUUCCGAUGCUAGAAAGAAUGAAAGCAAACCUGGUGAUCAGAGAAGAUUUUGGUGGAAUAUGAAUAAUGUAAAUAACCUUGCAGAGCAGAUGGGGCAUCUAACUCCCGCUGAGGGAACUUGAUAUUGGUUGAUUUUUUUUAUGGCUUUUGGUGCCUCGAUAUUUAGAUGUAUUAAAUCUAGGUAUGAUUGGUUUGAUGUGGAAAUAAGUAGAUAACUUAUGUUUGAGUUCAUCUUCUCAAGCAUGUCAUUACGUUCGCACGUUCAUUUGUUUUUAGGUGCUAUACAGCUAUAGUGAUUUACAUGG
Hibiscus syriacus is the source of this 899-nucleotide messenger RNA. Its product is annotated as heat stress transcription factor A-4a-like. NCBI's taxonomy places the organism in Eukaryota, Viridiplantae, Streptophyta, Magnoliopsida, Malvales, Malvaceae. The transcript is spliced from 4 exons. Bases 81 to 716 code for a protein of 211 amino acids. The record is from RefSeq and is a predicted model, not a curated record.